This is a messenger RNA of Cryptomeria japonica (Japanese cedar), 411 nucleotides long. RefSeq lists its product as uncharacterized. The transcript has a single exon. The coding region runs from base 1 to 411 and encodes 136 amino acids. Lineage: Eukaryota; Viridiplantae; Streptophyta; Pinopsida; Cupressales; Cupressaceae. The record is from RefSeq and is a predicted model, not a curated record.
AUGGACUGCAAGCCUAUGUCUACACCUAUGGAGACAAACUUACAUAAGCUAAAAGAAACAGCUGCAGACUCGGAGUUAGCAGAUUCUACUCUCUAUCGACAGAUGAUUGGGUCAUUGAUGUACUUGGUCAACACUAGACCAAAUAUUUGUUAUGCAACAAAUGCACUCGGUCAGUUUAUGUGUGAACCCAAACAAUUACACUUAGUUGCAGCUAAACACAUUCUGAGGUACCUGCGAGGCACAAUUGGACUUGGAUUGAAGUAUGACAAUGUAGAUCUAAAUUUGCAUGGAUAUACUAACUCAGAUUGGGCUAGAAGUGUAGUUGAUCGUAAAAGUACUUCAAGGUGUUGCUCCAGCCUAGGAUCAGCCAUGAUUUCCUGGUGUAGCCAGAAACGGUCUUCAGUUGCAUAG